This is a messenger RNA of Amaranthus tricolor (Joseph's coat), 571 nucleotides long. RefSeq names its product probable 6-phosphogluconolactonase 2. NCBI's taxonomy places the organism in Eukaryota, Viridiplantae, Streptophyta, Magnoliopsida, Caryophyllales, Amaranthaceae. The record is from RefSeq and is a predicted model, not a curated record. The transcript has a single exon. Gene Ontology annotation, biological process: carbohydrate metabolic process. Bases 1 to 408 code for a protein of 135 amino acids.
AUGUGUUCGAACAACGACUACCCCAAGUUCGAUCUCAUCCUUCUCGAAAUGGGAUCUGACGGACGUGUAGCUUCUCUGUUCCCUAAUCACUCCGCGUUGGGUGUGAAAGAUUGGAUUGCCUACUUCAAUGACUAUCCCGAGCCUCCACCAAAGAGGAUAAUCUUUACGUUGCCUGUUAUCAACUCGGCAUCUAAUGUGGUCGUGGUCGCAACAGGGAGUGAUAGAGCCGAGGCUGUACGCCACGCCAUCAAGGAACCUAAUGUGGGACCCAGCGCCUCGCCUGCAAGGAUGGUACAACCCACACAAGGAAAAUUGGUGUGGUUUUUUGAUAAACAAGCUGCGUCUAACCUUGAGGAGGGUGUUCUAGAUUCCAGAUUAAUAAUCGAAGGCUAUGAAAUUGUUUUCUGAUUGUGAAUACUCAUUACUCAUAGUCUUAGUAUAGGGUCGUUGUGUUCUUUUGUCAAUAUUGGUAGUACAUUUUGCAAUUGACAAAUGAGUAGUUUUUACUUUUUUGCAUGAAUUUGUUGAUUGUUUUUCUUGUGAAAAUUGUCCGAGAAAUUUCACGCGAUAA